Orycteropus afer afer is the source of this 1224-nucleotide messenger RNA. Its product is annotated as betaine--homocysteine S-methyltransferase 1. The record is from RefSeq and is a predicted model, not a curated record. Bases 1 to 1224 code for a protein of 407 amino acids. The transcript is spliced from 8 exons. NCBI's taxonomy places the organism in Eukaryota, Metazoa, Chordata, Mammalia, Tubulidentata, Orycteropodidae. Gene Ontology annotation, molecular function: betaine-homocysteine S-methyltransferase activity; zinc ion binding.
AUGGCACCCGUCGGAGGCAAAAGGACCAAGAAGGGCAUUCUAGAACGUUUAAAUGCUGGAGAGGUGGUGAUUGGAGAUGGAGGGUUUGUCUUUGCUCUGGAGAAGAGGGGCUACGUGAAGGCCGGACCCUGGACCCCAGAAGCUGCUGUAGAACACCCAGAAGCAGUCCGCCAGCUUCAUCGAGAGUUCCUCAGAGCUGGAUCGAACAUCAUGCAGACCUUCACCUUUUAUGCUAGUGAAGACAAGCUGGAGAACAGGGGAAACUAUGUUGCAGAGAAAAUAUCUGGGCAAAAAGUCAACGAAGCUGCUUGUGAUAUUGCCCGGCAAGUGGCUGAUGAGGGAGAUGCUUUGGUGGCAGGAGGUGUGAGUCAGACACCAUCGUACCUCAGCUGCAAGAGUGAAAACGAAGUUAAAAAAAUAUUUCAGCAACAGUUAGAGGUCUUCAUGAAGAAGAACGUGGAUUUCUUGAUUGCAGAGUAUUUUGAACACGUGGAAGAAGCUGUAUGGGCAGUAGAGGCAUUGAAAGUGUCUGGUAAACCAGUGGCAGCUACCAUGUGCAUAGGACCAGAGGGAGAUCUGCAUGGAAUGACCCCUGGCGAGUGUGCAGUGCGGUUGGUUAAAGCAGGUGCUUCCAUCGUUGGUGUGAAUUGCCAUUUUGACCCCACAAUUAGUUUACAAACAGUGAAACUCAUGAAAGAAGGCUUGGAGGCCGCUGGAUUGAAAGCCCACCUGAUGACCCAGCCCUUGGCCUAUCACACUCCCGACUGUGGCAAACAGGGGUUUAUUGAUCUCCCGGAAUUUCCCUUUGGACUGGAGCCCAGAGUUGCAACUAGAUGGGAUAUUCAAAAGUAUGCCAGAGAGGCCUACAAGUUGGGUGUCAGGUACAUUGGUGGUUGCUGUGGAUUUGAGCCCUACCACAUCAGGGCAAUUGCAGAGGAGCUGGCCCCAGAAAGGGGAUUUUUGCCACCAGCUUCAGAAAAACAUGGCAGCUGGGGAAGUGGUUUGGACAUGCACACCAAACCCUGGAUUAGAGCAAGGGCCAGGAGGGAAUAUUGGGAGAAUCUUCGGAUAGCCUCAGGCAGGCCAUACAACCCUUCAAUGUCAAAGCCUGAUGCCUGGGGAGUGACCAAAGGAACCGUGGAGCUGAUGCAGCAAAAAGAAGCCACAACUGACCAGCAGCUGAAGGAGCUCUUUGAAAAACAGAAAUUCAAAUCUGCACAGUAG